AUGACCCAGAGUCUAAACUCUACCUGGGAGGGCCUGAAUCCGCUCAAUUUCUCAAACCAGGAAAAUCUUCUGUUCCACCAGAACAUCACCUAUGUCGACUUCUACCUCCACAAGUCCUCUGUGGCUGUUGUCUUCACCGUCUCCUACCUGCUCAUCUUUGCGGUGUGCAUGGUGGGAAACGGGGUGGUUUGUUUCAUCGUGCUGCGGAGCAAGAACAUGCGCACGGUCACCAACCUGUUCAUCCUCAACCUCGCCAUCAGCGACCUGCUGGUUGGCAUCUUCUGCAUGCCCACCACGCUGGUGGACAACAUCAUAACAGGAUGGCCGUUUGGCAGCGUACUGUGCAAGCUCAGCGGGAUGGUUCAAGGGAUAUCAGUGUCAGCGUCUGUGUUCACUCUGGUUGCAAUCGCUGUUGACAGGUUUCGCUGCAUCGUCUACCCUUUCAAGCAGAAGCUGACCAUCCCCACUUCAAAGCUCAUUAUUGUGGUCAUAUGGGUCCUGGCUGUGUCCAUCAUGUGUCCCUCGGGGGUGAUGCUGCAGGUCACAAAGGAGCACAGGGUGAGGAUAAUCCUCGGGCACAAUGACACCCAGCCCUUCUACUGGUGCAGGGAAAAUUGGCCCAAUCAGGAGAUGAGGAAAAUCUACACCACAGUCCUCUUUGCUAACAUCUACCUCGCUCCCCUAAGCCUCAUCGUCAUCAUGUAUGCUCGCAUCGGCUUCACACUUUCCAAGACUACUAUUCCUACGGGGAGUGGAAGUGGAAGCGAGUCUGAGAAGGGCGCUGGCAACAACAAACCGACCAUGGAGGGUCGUCAAACAAUUUCAAAGAAGAAGACCCGCGUGAUCAUGAUGCUGCUGGUCGUGGCUUUGCUGUUCAUCUUGUCCUGGCUUCCUCUGUGGACGCUGAUGAUGCUGAGCGACUACGCCAGCUUGACGGAGCACCAGUAUCGCGUCAUCAACAUCUACGUGUAUCCGUUCGCCCACUGGUUGGCAUUCUUCAACAGCAGCAUCAACCCCAUCAUCUACGGGUUCUUCAAUGAGAACUUCCGCCGAGGCUUCCAGGCCGCUUUCAAAUUCCAGCUGUGUUCCGUCGGCAUCGAGCGGCAGAAGAUCUACUCCCAUCGGAUCCGAGGGAACGCGGUGCUCCCGUUCCAACCGCCCGCCUUCCAUAGGUUGGGUUCAAGAGGCGGCUCGGUGUUAGCGAGGAAUGGGAAUUGCGCGGGACAGGAGGGAAGUAGCUUGCAUGGCAGAAGCGAUAACAAAGAACAUGACCUGAUUAUGGAGGCUGUGGAACAGGCGUUCCAGAUUUGA
Molecule: messenger RNA, 1311 nt
Organism: Labrus bergylta (ballan wrasse)
Lineage: Eukaryota; Metazoa; Chordata; Actinopteri; Labriformes; Labridae
Product: neuropeptide FF receptor 2-like
Biological process (GO): G protein-coupled receptor signaling pathway; cellular response to hormone stimulus
Cellular component (GO): plasma membrane
Molecular function (GO): neuropeptide receptor activity; peptide binding
Source: RefSeq, a predicted model, not a curated record